Molecule: messenger RNA, 2703 nt
Organism: Exophiala spinifera
Lineage: Eukaryota; Fungi; Ascomycota; Eurotiomycetes; Chaetothyriales; Herpotrichiellaceae
Exons: 1
Coding region: 1-2703 (900 amino acids)
Molecular function (GO): RNA binding; protein binding
Source: RefSeq, a predicted model, not a curated record
AUGUCAGAUAGAAAAAGCGUUCCAUAUGUUCCAUACUUCCGCAAUGUCACUGCGCCUGGCACUGACUAUGAGAAAAAGUACGCGCUGCCCACAGAGUUUACCAAACGCCCUGGCUACAACAAUACUGGCAAGGCUAUCCAACUUGCUGUCAAUGCAUACCAAGUAGCGCAAUACCCGACUGCAAAGGUGUACCAGUACGAUGUUACCAUCGGAAACGGUACCGAGAAGCGUGCUGUUCAACGCAAGGUCUGGAAUUCAAAAGCUCGCAAGAACGCCACUGGACCCCCCAUGUUGUACGAUGGCAAUCGCCUUGCUUGGUCUCUGCGUGAUCACAGUGAGAUCCGUUUGAUGGUCGACCUUGACGUGGAGGAGGGUCGUCCGACCAGAGAUGGCCGCAACACCUUCAGACUCCAUAUCAAGAAGACCCGAGAGGUGGACAUUAGCCUCAUCCAACAAUAUCUCCACGGACGCGUUCAGUUCGGACAAGAUGUCGCUGAGUGCAUCAAUUUCAUGGAUCACCUUCUCCGCGAAGGCCCCAACUCCAACCCGCAGUUCCUCACGAUUCGUCGAUCACUCUUCAAACGUCAAGGUCAGCGUGCCGAUCUCGGUGGCAGCGUCGAAGUGUGGCGUGGCGUGUACCAGUCAAUGCGUCUGGCCGAAGGUCAGAAACUGAUAAUCAAUCUCGAUGUUGCCAAUACUUGCUUUUGGAGGCCUGGUGGACUUCUGGCCACGAUCAUUACGCGAUGGGGCAUGCAGAACCCUUCUGUGGUGACGGCCAAAUUGGCACCUCGUGGCAACGGAACUCCAGAGGAGAGCCUUGACCACAUCACGGUCCGAAAGGGAAUCAAGGGUGUUAUGGUCAUCGCCCAAUACAAGGGCAACCCGUUCCCCAAUAAGGAGUGGAAGAUUCAUACUUUGUCCAUGCACAAUGCUCAUCAGGAGCAACUUGACUGGAAGGAUCCGGUCACCAAACAGCCAACCGGCGAGAAACUGACUGUUGCCCAGUACUUUCAACGCAAGUACAACGUCGCUCUACAGUACCCGAACCUACCUUUGGUCGAGAUGACAAAGAAGGGUGUCAAAUAUCCAAUGGAGCUUCUACAGGUUCUUCCUGGCUCACGUUACAAUGUGAAGCUUGAUGAGGUCCAGACCGCGAACAUGAUCAAGUUUGCUGUCAGCCCGCCUCACACUCGCCUACAGGCUAUCAACGAAGGCAAGGCUUGGCUCGACUGGGCUGGUGAUUCUUACCUCAAGAAUUAUGGCCUGCGCAUCAAUCCCGAGCCCAUCAAAACCAAUGCUCGAGUCCUGCCAGCUCCAGGUGUGAAGUUCGCCAACAAGACUCAACAACCUGGAACUAAAGGUCGAUGGGAUCUACGUGGCUGCCGAUUCCUGAACCGCAAUCCUCAGGAACUUGUCUCUUGGGGCAUCGGUUUCUUCCCGGGCCGUUUCAAACCAGACAAGCCAGCUCUGGAAAAGUUUGCUCUGGAUUUCACCCGAGCUUAUCGUGAUCAUGGCGGUCAGGUUGCCAACCAACCCCCGGUAAUCAUGCCGCUGAAGGCAGAUGUCGGCGAGGCAGUCAACGGUCUGUACCAGGCGACAGGUAACAAGUUCCAACGUCGACCUCAGCUCUUGAUAUUCCUUCUUCAGGACAAGCAAGCUUUUCACUACCUGCGUAUCAAGAAGUCGAUGGAUUGCCGCUUCGGUAUCGUUAGUCAGUGUAUGCAGAUCCAGCAGGUCUUGAAAGGCAAUCCUCAAUACUACUCCAACGUAUUGAUGAAGGUCAACGCUAAGCUCGGCGGGUCCACUGCGCAGUCAGUAUCACAUCCCACGUCCGGGUUCAAGGGCUUCAACAAGCCUACCAUGAUCAUUGGUGCCGACGUAUCCCAUGCUUCCCCCGGAAGCGAGCAGGCGUCGAUGGCAGCUAUCACUGUGUCUUUCGACAGAUUCGCUGGUCGUUAUGCAGCUGCAUGCCAGACCAACGGUCGUCGCGUGGAGAUGAUCACUGAGAACAACUGGAGGAGUAUGCUCAAGCCUCUUGUCCGUGAAUGGAUGAGCCAAGUCGGUGGCGGAGCAAUUCCAUCCCAGGUCUACUACAUCCGUGACGGUGUCUCGGAGGGCCAGUUUAUUCAGGUGCUUCGUACCGAAGUUCCGCACAUCAAGGCGGUCCUGACGGAAUGCAACAACAACAAGGACUGGACCGGUACCCUCACCGUCGUGAUUGCUGGCAAGCGUCACCACGUUCGAGCGUUCCCUGGAAAGGAUGCAAGUGACCCGAAGGGCAAUCCCCUUCCUGGUUGUUUGAUUGAGAGAGAUGUUACGAGUCCGAAUGAAUUCGACUUCUAUCUGUACUCUCACAUUGCGUUGCAGGGUACCUCACGCCCUACCCAUUACAGCGUCAUCUACGACGACGCCAAUCACUCUCCGAACGCCCUGCAGAACAUGAUCUACGAGCAUUGCUACCAAUACAUGCGUAGCACUACUUCUGUCAGCUUGCACCCGGCAGCGUACUAUGCGCAUCUUGCGUCCAACCGUGCCAAAGCUCACGAGGAUGUCCCAGCACAUAGAGGACCUCAAGGUGGCGCAGGCUACAAGAUGAAGACACCAAGUGGCUCUUCUCAACCAUCCGACACGGAAGUCGCACCACUCCUGCCACUGUUCACCGGCGCCGGAUCUUCCAUUCUGUGGUCCAUGUGGUACAUCUAG